CUGCACGCGAGCGCGGAAAGAGGAUAGUGCACGCGGGUAAAACAAAUCCUCACAAAACCGUCGAAAGCUGUUAUUUUUAGUGACGUGGACCGAAUGAGGGAAUAUUAUGUGGAUUAUUACGCUUUGGAAUAUUUUUGUACGAAAACUGAGCUAGUGCGCGCCAGACAGUGCAGUGAACCACAAGGACUACAUUACCCACAAGGCACCAUGAAGACUGUGCUGGUUUCCCAAAAUAGUGAAAGAGUCCAAAUUGGAGGACUUGUCAUGAUGAUUUAGAGAGUGUGUUAAGUCUGGGUGCAAGAAAACAACAACUCAGCAGACACACACCACCUCACCUGAACUUGUCUUCUCAAGUUUGUCCAUUUCAGCAAACAAAAAAAAUAACCUUGAUUCGCCAGACAGAGAUUGGAUUGUUGUGCAAUGUGAUUGGCCUUAUGACUGUUAUUUAAGACUGUUCUCCCUCUCGAUUCCUCUCCUCUUUAUGGAUAUCUUUUGUCACUGAGUUGACAAUCUCACCUCUUCUCUAAUAUCUCUGGGCAUACUGUGGGAUGUAUUUUGGAUAUACUGACCUUUGAACCAAAGCGAAUUCAAUGAAUUCCUUCUGUUCAGGAUAAUAACACCAAUCUCCAGCACUUUUACAAUGCAUUUCUUCAGAUUCCCAGUCCAGUUGCAGCUGAUGAUUUGUACUGUGCUUGGACCCUGCUUGGGCCUGGAGUUUACAGGGUCUCAAGGCCAGUGGGCACGCUAUCUCCGCUGGGACGCCAGCACCAGAAGUGACCUCAGCUUCCAGUUCAAAACAGACGUGUCCACUGCCUUAAUCCUGUACUUUGACGAUGGUGGCUACUGUGACUUUCUGCAACUCAUGGUGGUUGAAGGGAAGCUCCAGUUGCAGUUCAGCAUCGAUUGCGCUGAGACCACCAUCGCAUCAGACAAGCGAGUCAAUGAUAGCAGCUGGCAUUUUGCCACCCUUAGCAGGUUCAACCUGAGAACUGGGCUGGGUCUGGACGGAGUGAACAAAUCGAGUGAGGUGCGGCCACAGAGGCAGUACAUGAAGAUCGUUAGUGACCUCUUCCUGGGCGGAGUCCCGCAAGAUAUUCGUAUUUCUGUGCUCACUCUCCCAACAGUGAAGGAUCUUCCGCCAUUUAAGGGAAUUAUCAGGGAACUGAAAUAUAAUAACAAGGAACCUCUUCUACUAAGCAGCCAGAGGGUCCGUAUGGAUAUGGAGGGAAUCUGCAUGGAGAAUCCAUGUGAAAAUGGAGGAACAUGCUCCAUUGUUGAUGGGGAACCACUGUGUGAUUGUUCAAAGACGGAAUAUGUUGGCCAAUUCUGCAGUGAAGAGGCCAACAGCAUCCCAGGUUUAGCACACAUGAUGAUGUCAGAUCAAGCCAAGGGGAAAGCACGAGAAGAGAAUGUGGCCACGUUCCGAGGUUCUGAAUACUUCUGCUACGACUUGUCUCAGAAUCCCAUUCAAAGCAGCAGCGAUGAGAUCACACUGUCUUUCAAGACUUGGCAAAGAAAUGGCCUUAUCCUCCACACAGGCAAAUCUGCUGACUACGUCAACCUGGCCCUGAAAGAUGGGGCUGUUUCACUGGUCAUCAACUUAGGCUCCGGAGCCUUUGAAGCCAUUGUCGAACCCGUCAAUGGCAAAUUCAAUGACAAUGCCUGGCACGAUGUGAAAGUCACACGCAACCUUAGACAGGUGACUAUAUCAGUGGAUGGGAUCCUCACCACCACUGGCUACACUCAGGAGGACUACACCAUGCUUGGCUCGGACGAUUUUUUCUAUGUUGGAGGAAGUCCAAGUACAGCGGAUUUACCUGGGUCACCUGUCAGCAACAACUUCAUGGGUUGCCUGAAAGAGGUUGUUUACAAAAACAAUGACAUCAGGCUGGAGCUCUCCCGUCUUGCCCGUAUUGUGGACCCCAAAAUGAAGAUCCAGGGAGAUGUGGUGUUCAAGUGCGAGAAUGUGGCUACACUGGAUCCCAUCUCAUUUGAGACACCAGAGGCUUACAUCAGCCUUCCCAAGUGGAACACCAAGCGCAUGGGCUCCAUCUCCUUUGACUUCCGUACUACUGAACCAAACGGCCUUAUUCUCUUCACCCAUGGGAAGCCACAGGAACGAAAGGAUGCCCGCAGCCAGAAGAACACUAAAGUGGACUUCUUUGCAGUGGAGCUUCUAGAUGGGAGUUUGUACCUGCUGCUGGACAUGGGCUCUGGGACUAUCAAAGUAAAAGCCACACAGAACAAAGUAAACGAUGGGGCCUGGUACCAUGUGGACAUCCAACGAGAUGGAAGAUCAGGCACCAUAUCUGUCAACAGCCGUCGCACUCCGUUCACUGCCAGUGGCGAAAACGAGAUCUUGGACCUGGAGGGGGACAUGUACCUGGGCGGUCUCCCCGACAACCGGGGUGGCCUGAUCCUCCCUACUGAGCUGUGGACUGCCAUGCUGAACUAUGGCUACGUAGGCUGUGUUCGGGACUUGUUCAUCGACGGCCGGAGUAAGGACAUUAGGCAGAUUGCCGAAGCCCAGAACGGGGCAGGAAUCAAGCCUUCCUGCAAUAAGAUGUCAGGGAAACAGUGUGACAGCUAUCCGUGCAAAAACAAAGGCAUUUGCAAAGAAGGAUGGAACCGUUUUAUCUGCGACUGUACGGGCACCGGUUACUGGUCACGCACCUGUGAAAGGGAGGCAUCCACCCUGAGCUACGACGGGAGCAUGUACAUGAAAGUGGUGAUGCCCACUGUGAUGCACACUGAAGCAGAGGAUGUGUCCCUUCGCUUUAUGUCUCAGCGGGCAUACGGCCUGCUCAUGGCCACCACCUCUCGCGACUCUGCCGAUACUCUUCGGCUGGAGCUGGAAGGAAGUCGCGUCAAACUCACAGUCAACUUAGACUGUAUCAGGAUAAACUGUAACUCCAGCAAAGGACCAGAAACACUGUAUGCCGGCCAAAAGCUCAAUGAUAAUGAAUGGCAUACUGUGCGUGUGAUCCGGAGGGGCAAAAGCUACAAGCUAAUGGUUGACGAUGACGUAGCAGAAGGUCAGAUGGUGGGCGACCAUACCCGGUUAGAGUUCCACAACAUUGAGACGGGUGUGAUGACAGAGCGCCGUUUCAUCUCCAUGAUUCCCUCCAGCUUCAUUGGUCACCUUCAGAGCCUCAAAUUCAAUGGCAUGCUCUACAUCGACCAGUGCAAAAAUGGUGACAUUGAUUACUGCGAGCUCAAUGCACGUUUCGGCAUGCGCUCCAUCAUCGCAGACCCCGUGACGUUCAAAUCCAAGAGCAGUUACCUGAGUCUAGCCACCUUGCAGGCUUACACAUCCAUGCACCUUUUCUUCCAGUUCAAAACUACCUCUCAAGAUGGAUUCAUCCUCUUCAACAGUGGGGAUGGAAGCGAUUUCAUCGCUGUAGAGCUGGUGAAAGGGUACAUACAUUAUGUGUUUGAUCUUGGCAAUGGCCCCAAUGUAAUCAAAGGCAACAGUGAAAGAGCUCUCCAUGACAACCAGUGGCAUAACGUUGUCAUCACUAGAGACAACAGUAACGUUCACACCCUGAAAGUAGAUGCCAAGGCAGUGAGCCAAGUUGUCAACGGUGCAAAAAAUCUGGACUUAAAAGGCGACCUCUAUAUUGCUGGAUUGGGAACCAACAUGUACAACAACCUGCCAAAACUGGUAGCCUCCAGGGAUGGCUUCAAGGGUUGUUUGGCAUCUGUGGACCUGAACGGUCGCCUUCCUGACCUCAUAAACGAUGCUCUGUUCCGCAGCGGACAGAUCGAGCGAGGAUGUGAAGCAUCCAAAAGUGAACUUGGUUUCACGAAAGCAGAUCUACAAGGUCCUAGCACUACAUGCCAAGAAGACUCCUGUGCCAACAUGGGGAUCUGCAUCCAGCAAUGGGAGAACUACACCUGUGACUGCUCAAUGACCUCCUAUACGGGAACGCAGUGUAAUGACCCUGGAACAACAUAUAUUUUUGGGAAAGGAGGAGGCCUCAUAACCUUUAACUGGCCAGCCAAUGAGCGCCCUAGCACCCGUACGGACAGGCUGACCGUGGGCUUCAGCACCUCGCUCAAAGAUGGCAUCCUGAUCCGCAUCGACAGCGCCCCCGGUCUUGGAGACUACAUCAUGCUCCACAUAGAGCAAGGCAAAAUCGGAGUCACAUUCAACAUCGGAACAGCUGACAUUGUUGUGCAGGAGAGCAGCACCACAGUAAAUGACGGCAAGUACCAUGUAGUACGCUUCACCAGAAACGGUGGCAAUGCUACACUUCAAGUGGACAACUGGGUCACCAACGAGUACUUCCCCUUAGGGAACAGCGAUAAUGAGAGAAUUCAAAUGGCCAAUAAGAAAAUUCCUUUCAAAUAUGCCCGGCCUGUAGAGGAGUGGCUUCAGGAGAAAGGGCGGCAGCUAACGAUAUUCAACACCCAGGCCACAAUAACAAUUGGUGGUUCAGAUGGCAAGAGGCCGUUUCAGGGCCAGCUCUCCGGACUCUACUAUAAUGGCCUGAAAGUACUCAACUUGGCUGCUCAUGGCAACCCUAACAUCAGAAUUAAUGGGAGCGUUCGGCUGGUUGGUGAGGUCCCCUCUGCAGGUUCAGCCAGAACAACAGCCCUCCCCCCAGAGAUGUCCACCACCUUUAUCGAGACCACCACCACAAUGUCCACCACAACAAUGAGAAAACACCGCACACCACCCACAAUAAAGACCACGGACGACAUGGUCUCAUCGGCAGAAUGCUCCAGUGAUGACGAGGACUUUGCUGAGUGCGAAGGACACGCAGGUGGGCUAGGAGGUGAAUUAGUUAUCCCAGUACUAGUCAAGGACCCCUUAGAGCUCCCCUCUGUAGCCAGUCGCACACCCUCCAUCCCCUUUCCCCCAACCCUCCGCCCCCACCUCACCAUUAUUGAGACCACCAAAGAGUCCCUGUCCAUGGCCACUGAGGCGGGGGUACCUUGCUUGUCGGACCAAGGCAGCGAUGAUUGUGAUGAUGGUGAUGAUGAUGGCUUGGUGAUUUCUGGGUUUGGCUCUGGGGAAGCGUACAACUCUAACCUGCCCCCUACCGAUGAUGAAGAUUUUUACACCACCUUCUCCUUGGUAACAGAUAAGACCUUGUCUUCGUCGUCCUUUGAAGGUGGCUACAAAGCUCACUCGCCUAAGUGGGGAUCCAAGGACAUUAGACCUAACAAAGGCUCCAAUUCUGGUAGGACUACUACCACCGCUUUCCCCCCCAAGCUGAGCCGCUCCACAACCACGUCCACGCCACCCAAACUGCCUGCAGGCAAAAUGAAUCACAGAGAGCUAAAGCCCCAGCCCGACAUAGUCUUGCUACCAUUGCCCACUUCCUAUGAGGUAGACAACACAAAGCUGAAGAGCCCAUUAAUAACCUCCCCCAUGUUCCGUAAUGUACCCACAGCAAUCCCCACGGAGCCGGGCAUCAGGCGGGUUCCGGGGGCCUCCGAGGUGGUCCGUGAAUCUAGCAGCACCACUGGAAUGGUCGUUGGGAUAGUGUCUGCUGCAGCUUUAUGCAUCCUAAUUCUGCUGUACGCUAUGUAUAAGUACAGAAACAGGGACGAGGGAUCCUACCAAGUGGACGAGACCCGGAAUUACAUAACCAACUCAGCACAGAGCAAUGGAGCAGUCAUGAAGGACAAACAGCAGAGCUCAAAAAGCGGCAACAAGAAACAGAAAAACAAGGAUAAGGAGUACUACGUGUGAGAAUCCGAGAGAGGCGUAACAGAACAUUGAUCUGUUUGAGAGCUGCACCGACAGAAGCCGAACCUUGGCACUGUGCUGAGAUCGCAAACUCUGACACUUGAACUGUACCAUAAAGCACACUUAAGCAUAACGAGAAGGUAAAUAGCAAAAUUAGUGACCUUAUUCCUCUAUCUGGUCUGAGACAUUAUCAGUGUAGAAUAUUCCACUGCUACAUAAUCCUAAGUGACUUUUAGCGGUAUGUGAUCCUUGCCGUAAAACUUGUUUCUUUUUUUUUUUCUUUUUUUCCUUGUAAUUCUGUAAAAACAAAAGAAGAGGAGAAAGUUAUAUCAGCGAUUUCAAGCAUGUAAGAGAAAGUGAGACAGAAAAAGGA
Messenger RNA from Xyrauchen texanus (razorback sucker), 6074 nucleotides. Its product is annotated as neurexin-3a-like. Bases 641 to 5704 code for a protein of 1687 amino acids. The record is from RefSeq and is a predicted model, not a curated record. Lineage: Eukaryota; Metazoa; Chordata; Actinopteri; Cypriniformes; Catostomidae. The transcript is spliced from 24 exons.